Adineta ricciae is the source of this 681-nucleotide messenger RNA. The record is from the annotation of a GenBank genome assembly. NCBI's taxonomy places the organism in Eukaryota, Metazoa, Rotifera, Eurotatoria, Adinetida, Adinetidae.
AUGCCUUCCAAAACGCAAUCAAAAAUUGUUUCUGCCGAUGCAUCAGACUUUUAUGCCAUGCGUUUUGCAUCUGUACCAUAUAUUCCUACGGAUUAUACGGAUAGUUCACCGUAUAGUAAAAGUGUUGCAGAUGUCACAGAAGAAACUCGAUAUAUAUUGGAAGAGUUUAUCGUUGAACGAGCCGCAGAAGAUGGUAUCGAUAUGAGUUUAGUCAAGCCGAUCAUCGAUGUCGAUCUGACUGCACUUCCACAGUACCGACAAAUCCAGCAAAUCGCAUGUCGAUUGCGUCUUAUUGGUGAUCAACUCGAUGCCGAUCAACGAAUUACCAGCAUGGUUAAUCAAGUAUCUAUUAACAGUCCAUAUGAAACAUUUAGUGAUGUAGCCAAAGAACUAUUUUGCGAUGGUAUCUACAACUGGGGACGGAUUGUGACAUUGUUCUAUUUCACAUAUAAACUAAUUCUAAAGUCACUCAAAGACGAACCAUCAGCAAUUAUAAAUGUUCUCAUCGAAUGGACGGUACGUUUUGUCAGGGAAAUCAUCGCUCCAUGGAUUGUACGCAGAGGUGGCUGGUUAAUUAUCUUGCGUGACGUAGCACCGCAAUCGCGUUUAGCAACACUUGGCAUUUUCCUUAGCGGCAUGAUGGCAAGUUUUAUGAUUCUUUAUUUUUUUCGACGAGUCUAA